Messenger RNA from Nicotiana attenuata, 407 nucleotides. Its product is annotated as 14.7 kDa ribonuclease H-like protein. The transcript has a single exon. The annotation marks the transcript as partial. The record is from RefSeq and is a predicted model, not a curated record. Lineage: Eukaryota; Viridiplantae; Streptophyta; Magnoliopsida; Solanales; Solanaceae. Gene Ontology annotation, molecular function: nucleic acid binding; RNA-DNA hybrid ribonuclease activity.
AUGGGGCAUCAAGAGGGAACCCAGGCAGGAGUGCUAUUGGUGUUUGCUGUAGAGAUGAGGCUGGAGAGGUAAAAUAUGCAAUGGAAAAGGAAAUUGCUGAAGGAUCAAAUAAUGAAGCUGAAGCUGUAGCAAUCCUGGAGGCUUUAAGGAUAUGCAGAGAUAAAAACUACUCUCAAGUUUGGUUGCAAACUGACUCCAUGUUGAUGAAAAGCAUUAUAGAGAAAGCAUGGAAACCCCCUUGGACUAUUGUGGACUUGAUGGAGGAGAUAAAGGAGCUAAUGGAAGGUUGCAGUAUCAGGAUAUCCCAUAUUUUUAGAGAAGGAAACAAAUUAGCAGAUCAUUUGGCAAACUUUGCACUGGACUAUGGGAACAUUGAAUGCCAUGACUUUUGGGAGUUGGAUUCAUAA